Molecule: messenger RNA, 1773 nt
Organism: Hirsutella rhossiliensis
Lineage: Eukaryota; Fungi; Ascomycota; Sordariomycetes; Hypocreales; Ophiocordycipitaceae
Product: phoD-like phosphatase domain-containing protein
Exons: 6
Coding region: 1-1773 (590 amino acids)
Source: RefSeq, a predicted model, not a curated record
AUGGCGCUCCAAAAUGUGGUUGCAACGGUGGCCUCAGUCGCCUUGAGGAUAUCUUCCAUCAUUUUCUUUCGCCUCUUUCCUGCCCAUUUCCCCUCCAUCACGUUUGCCCUGUUUGCGAUCCACGCGCCAGCCUUCCUCGCCAGCUGUUUCGCCAAACCUGAGCUCGAGGUCGUCGACGACCGGGUCCAGGUGGCCGUCAAGGAAACUAAGGUCUCCUCUGAGACUCCGCUGUUAACAGAAGAUGGCGUUGCCCUCGAGCCUGAACCGGAGACGGUUACCGAAGAGGUUGCCGUCAAGGAGAGAAUCAUUCUGGCUGAAAAGACCACAAGUCCAUGGAGGAUACUUUUAUACGGCGCGCCGGGUGCCGGGCGGCCGAUACUCUCUGCCAUGACAUUUCUCAUCAACGUGCUUCUCGUCGGAUUGACUAUUGACGCUCUAUAUCGAUCACGAUGGUACCACCAAGCUCAAGAUCUAUCAUUCGUCCGUCUCGGAUACGUCGAUUCAACCGAGGCCAAGUUUUUGAUUCGAGAACCCGAUCAAGCCAAGAUGCCCGUCACUCUGGACAUCCGCAUCAAGGAACCCCAGCCUCCUUUCGACAAUCCGUUGUGGCAGACCGCCGGGGGGGUGCGGUGGACUUCAAACACUACAGACUUUACGGCCACGAUCCUGGUUCCCCUGAUGCUUUCUGAGCAACGGCGAUACGAGUGGAGGACUUCAAACAACCACACGGGAGAAUUCCUUUCUCCGCCCAACCCAGGCUCCAUGCCCAAGUACAACGACGGAAAAUUCACCUUCAUCUCGACCUCGUGUAUCUUGCCUCGUUUCCCGUAUAAUCCGCUUGACCACGCACUCGCCAUUCCCGGCCUGCGUCACUUGGCGACGAAACUCCCUGACCUCGGAGCUCAGUUCAUGUUGUUUUUGGGAGACUUUAUCUAUGUUGACGUUCCGGAGCGAUUUGGAAAAUCGGCUGAGGAAUAUCGAAUGCAGUAUCGCCAGGUUUACGCCUCUCCCGAUUGGGCUCCCGUAGGCCAAAACCUCAGCUGGAUACACGUCCUCGACGACCAUGAGAUUUCCAAUGACUGGUCGUCCAAUUCCACGGGUGUCUACAAAGCAGCUGUUGACCCUUGGCACAUUUAUCAAGCUGAUGUCAACCCUCCUGUCGCCCUCAAGGCCGGCAGCAAGAAUCAGCGACGUACCGGGGCAACCUGCAACAGCAAGCCUUUUGACGAGUUGGAGAAGACGAUGCUCGGCGAGGAACAGCUGACGGAUUUCCUGGCCUGGUUGGCACGACCGGAGCCCAAGGGGAACUGGCCUGUCAACGUCAAGGACACCUGGGGCGGAUUCCUCGUCGAGCGGAAAAGAAUCCUGGAAGCCAUGUGGGAAGCUGGCGCGCGCGGCACCACCGUGGUCAUCCUCUCGGGCGACCGACACGAAUUCGCAGCCACCAAGUUUCCGCCUCCGCCCGAGUCUCGAUGGCCAGAGACUGCGGCUGCGUUCGAGUUCUCUACGAGCCCGCUGAACCAGUUUGCAUCGCCUAUCCCCACUUACAAGCAACAGGAUGAAGAGGAUAUCAUGCUCAAAUACAUCCCUUCCGGCACGUCAAAGUUUGGAACAUUUACCAUGGAGCAGAUUGCUAGUGGAAGCACGCUGGAAUACCGCCUCUUCAUUGAUGGCCAGGAGCAGUGGCGCACGGAGCUUGUCGAGGCCCCUGUAGUCGCAGGCUUCAGCUCUGGCGGGUCUUUCUGGGAUAAGAUCGGGCUCUUUGGCUCAUGA